AUGGAUGUAAUGAUACAAGCAGUACCAGAGGUACGCAGGGUCUCCGCGCAGUCCGGAAAUCCCAGCACAGGGUCUGAGUCAGCACACCACGUGACCGUUCGAAAACUCCUCCAUCCGUGUUGGUCCUUUGCCUCUGAGCACCCACAGAUUUCCCCGAGCCUGUCGCGCAACUCCGUCCCCAUUUCCCAUCCACUUUUUGAACGCGCCCUCCCAACGCGUCGUCACUCCAUCCGUUCUUACCCCCUCCCCUCCAAGGGAAACCCGUCACUUUACUCGCUUUCUUUGACUCCCUUGUCCCUGAAAGUACCCGUAAUUCCAUCGCAUUCGCCCCGAAGCUCCGACCACGAACUCCAAACAUCACAUUUUCUAUCGCCAAGCAUCUCGUACAGUUCCCAUUUUAGUCGCAUUACCCUCCAUCAGACUCGCGCCGCUGUCGCCUAUCCUUUACGACCGCGACAACCCCCUUUUCUCGACUCGCGCAAUCAAGCAAUUGACUCCAGGUGGAGACCGUGA
Molecule: messenger RNA, 513 nt
Organism: Penicillium brevicompactum
Lineage: Eukaryota; Fungi; Ascomycota; Eurotiomycetes; Eurotiales; Aspergillaceae
Exons: 2
Coding region: 1-513 (170 amino acids)
Source: RefSeq, a predicted model, not a curated record